Oreochromis niloticus (Nile tilapia) is the source of this 2350-nucleotide messenger RNA. Its product is annotated as zinc finger protein 91-like. Gene Ontology annotation, molecular function: DNA-binding transcription activator activity, RNA polymerase II-specific; RNA polymerase II cis-regulatory region sequence-specific DNA binding. The transcript is spliced from 4 exons. NCBI's taxonomy places the organism in Eukaryota, Metazoa, Chordata, Actinopteri, Cichliformes, Cichlidae. The coding region runs from base 119 to 2350 and encodes 743 amino acids. The record is from RefSeq and is a predicted model, not a curated record. Gene Ontology annotation, cellular component: nucleus. Gene Ontology annotation, biological process: regulation of transcription by RNA polymerase II.
GUACAGCUGUGACGAGUGUGGCAGAGCUUUUACUCGCAGUAGCAGCUUACAGAGUCAUCUAGUUACCCACUCUGGAAUUAAGGCAUACAGCUGUGACGAGUGUGGGAAGGAUUUUGCUAUGAAGGCUAACCUAAAACAGCAUCAGGUCAUCCACACUGGAGAGAGACCGUUCAGCUGUGACUUGUGUGGAAAGUCUUUUUCCACGAAGGAUUACCUAAAACAACACCAACUCAUCCACAGUGGAGUUAAAACAUACAGCUGUGACGAGUGUGGCAGAGCUUUUACUCGCAGUAGCAGCUUAAAGAUUCAUUUACUUAUCCACUCUGGAAUUAAGACAUACAGCUGUGAUCAGUGUGGAAAGUCUUUUUCCAGGAAGGAUCACCUAAAACAACACCAACUCAUCCACAGUGGAGUUAAAACAUACAGCUGUGACGAGUGUGGCAGAGCUUUUACUCGCAGUAGCCACUUACAGAGUCAUCUAGUUACCCACUCUGGAAUUAAGGCAUACAGCUGUGACUUGUGUGGAAAGUCUUUUUCCAGGAAGGAUCACCUAAAACAACACCAACUCAUCCACAGUGGAGUUAAAGCGUACAGCUGUGAUCAGUGUGGCAGAGCUUUUACUCACAGUAGCAGCUUAAAGAAUCAUUUACUUAUCCACUCUGGAAUUAAGGCAUACAGCUGUGACGAGUGUGGGAAGGAGUUUACUGAGAAGGCUAACCUAAAACUUCAUCAGGUCAUCCACACUGGAGAGAGACCGUUCAGCUGUGACUUGUGUGGAAAGUCUUUUUCCUUGAAGAGUUCCCUAAAAAAACACCAACUCAUCCACAGUGGAGUUAAAGCGUACAGCUGUGAUCAGUGUGGCAGAGCUUUUACUCACAGUAGCAGCUUAAAGAAUCAUUUACUUAUCCACUCUGGAAUUAAGGCAUACAGCUGUGACGAGUGUGGGAAGGAGUUUACUGAGAAGGCUAACCUAAAACUUCAUCAGGUCAUCCACACUGGAGAGAGACCGUUCAGCUGUGACUUGUGUGGAAAGUCUUUUUCCAGGAAGGGUUACCUAAAACAACACCAACUCAUCCACAGUGGAGUUAAAGCGUACAGCUGUGAUCAGUGUGGCAGAGCUUUUACUCACAGUAGCAGCUUACAGAGUCAUCUAGUUAACCACUCUGGAAUUAAGGCAUACAGCUGUGACGAGUGUGGGAAGGAGUUUGCUGUAAAGGCUAAACUAAAACAGCAUCAGGUCAUCCACACUGGAGAGAGACCGUUCAGCUGUGACUUGUGUGGAAAGUCUUUUUCCAGGAAGGAUUACCUAAAACAACACCAACUCAUCCACAGUGGAGUUAAAGCGUACAGCUGUGAUCAGUGUGGCAGAGCUUUUACUCACAGUGGCAGCUUACAGAGUCAUCUAGUUACCCACUCUGGAAUUAAGGCAUACAGCUGUGACGAGUGUGGGAAGGAGUUUGCUGUAAAGGCUAAACUAAAACAGCAUCAGGUCAUCCACACUGGAGAGAGACCGUUCAGCUGUGGCUUGUGUGGAAAGUCUUUUUCCAGGAAGUCUCACCUAAAACAACACCAACUCAUCCACAGUGGAGUUAAAGCGUACAGCUGUGAUCAGUGUGGCAGAGCUUUUACUCACAGUAGCAGCUUAAAGAAUCAUUUACUUACCCACUCUGGAAUUAAGGCAUACAGCUGUGACAUCUGUGGAAAAACUUUCAGCCAGAGAGGGCACCGAAAUACACACCUACGCAUUCACACCAGACAUGAUGUGUACUGCUGUGAACAAUGUAGCAAAGAGUUUACAACAGACGAAAAGUUACAACGACACAUGUUUACCCACACUGAGGGAAGACCUUAUAAAUGUGACCUGUGUGAGAAGACUUUUAAAACUCCACAUUACCUGAGACGACACCAACAGAUCCACACCAGAAAGAGACUCUACAAGUGCAGUUACUGUGAGAAGCAGAGCGACACAGAAGGAUCCAGUUCUCAACCCUGUCAUCACUGUGGUGGUGGGAAAGACUUUCGUUGUGACCUCUGUGGAAAAACUUUCAGUUGCCAAGCUGACCUAAAAACACAUCAACAUAGACACACUGGAGACAAACUGAAAUACUGCAAAGAAUGUGGGAGAAGCUUCACCACAUCACGUGACUUAAAACGACAUGAACUGAUUCACAGUGGGGUUAAAAAGCACCUCUGUGAUCAGUGUGGGUCAUCCUUCACCACUGCAGGUGACCUUAAAACGCACAAACGAGUCCACACAGGAGAGAAACCACACAAGCACACACAAGCACACAACGCUGUGAGCCAGAACAGCGAGAGAAAAAUCUGCAAACGCAACGAGCUGAAUGCUUAA